Molecule: messenger RNA, 3077 nt
Organism: Trichomycterus rosablanca
Lineage: Eukaryota; Metazoa; Chordata; Actinopteri; Siluriformes; Trichomycteridae
Gene: il17ra1a
Product: interleukin 17 receptor A1a
Exons: 11
Coding region: 1-2430 (809 amino acids)
Molecular function (GO): interleukin-17 receptor activity
Source: RefSeq, a predicted model, not a curated record
AUGGCUUUGCUGUGUUUAACAGCGGCUUUGUUUUCGCUCUGUAUAACCCGGGCAUCAGCUCUACACAUCGCUAAUAGCUCCUCUCUGAACUGCACUCAGAAGGAUCUGUCUUGUAAAGCCACUAUAAAUAAUUGUAUAUAUAAAGGAUGGCUGAAACCAAAUCAGUUCACUCCCAGUGGCCCAGUGGAUCUGAAGGUGCAUGUAGAUGUCAAGAUGGACAAGAAUGGAGACUGGGUGCCAGUAAUUAUGGCACAGUGGAAAGCAAGAGAUGAUGGGAGCAUUUCCUUUUUGAAUGGAACUGAACUUCAGGUGAUGGAGGUAGCCAGUGGUGGACACUUGUGCGUCCAUUACAUUUUUCUCCAGAAGUUUCAGUCUAUGAUAAAUGCAAAUGGUGAACUGUGGUCAUUUUCACUGGACAAAGUGGUUGUUGAGCCAGAGAUGGAAUAUUUGGUGUCUGUUGCCAACCUUCCCAAGCCAAACAUAGACCAGACUGGUUACAACUUGUCAAAAACUGUUACUGUGCCACGUUGUACACACCCUUCUAUGCAACAGACUCGCAUCUGUAUUGAAAGAGGAGAAUUCUGGCAGCCCAACAUUACCAUGGUGAAGUCAGGGCCAGAUAACAGGACACUCGAUGUUACUUUCAAGACUGAAGAAAAUUCAGGAACCUAUAAUGUCAUUGUGAGGUGCAAUAAUAGACGAAAAGCUGUGGAUAUUAAUAAGAACAACAGCUCUUCCCUAAAUGUUACCUUUGACCUGGACGCUUGGCCACCCACAUGCUGCAAUUUUGUUGCUCAAAUCCAGCCCUUCUUUAUGAAGUGUGGAAAUGACUGCUUGCGAAAGGAGAGAACAUUUAACAUAUGUAAUCCAGAUAAACAUCCACCACCCACCGAUAAGACUUGGACGAUUUUUGUGGUGCUGUUUAUUGUACUCUGUGGUCUUUGUCUCAUUUUGGCUGUUGGUUUAUGCUGCAGGAAGUGUAGAAAGGAAAUAAAGCCUACACCACUCCCCCCUCCCCCAACUCCUAUAACUACUAAGCAACCAGUGUUGAUUAUCUACUCAAGGGACCACCCCAAAUACACAGAAAUAGUGCUUAAACUCUGUGCCUUUUUGAGGGCUAAAUGUGGCACAGAGGUUUACCUGGACCUACUGGACACUGCUUCUAUCGGAGCCAUGGGCCGCCUGCCAUGGAUCGAAUUUCAGAUGCGUCGCAUAGAGCAGUCCUCCGGCAAGGUGAUGGUCCUGUGCUCACAAGGAAUGCAAGCCAAGUGGGGUGCCAUCUGUGGGGGGCCUCGGGUCCACCUGCGCGAGGACGUCUGCUCAACCAUGGGAGACAUGCUGACCCCCGCCCUGCAACUCAUCACACCCGACAUGCAGCGGCCUGCCUCUCAUGGCAAGUACCUGGUGGCUUAUUUUGAGGACGUAAGUGCCGAAUAUGAUGUGCCAUCGAUGUUUGAUGUGGCAGUCAAGUACAAGCUCAUGAAGCACUUUGAAGAGCUCUUCUUUCGAGUCCUGGAUCAGGAAAAAUAUCAGCAGGGGAGAGUGCACACUAUUGAGGGAAUUGGCAUCGAUGAGUAUUUUAACUGCCCCUCAGGUAAAGCCUUGAGGGAUGCUAUCGAGACCUUCCAGGCCUAUCAGUUAGAGAAUCCAGACUGGUUUGAAAAGGAGUGCCUGGAGAGUGAAGAUGCAGUGGUGGAAUCAGAAGUCACUCCUUUGUUCGACCAGUGUACCCCGUCAAUUCUUCAGUGUGACCCUGUGCUCAACGGCGGACCCUCUGUCUAUGAGUGUGAGGUGGAGAUGCAUGAUAUGGAUCAGGCCCAGAGUGUGCGGACCACUGAAAUACCUUAUCUAAACUCAGAAUUAGAACAGCUUUUUGAGGAGCCAUCUGUUUUGGGUAUCCAUCCAGCACACAACCAAGUGUAUUCCCUUUGUCCUGACAUAGAACCACCUUCUGGUAUCUACACGGUUGGUGCGCAGCCUCCUGGCAUUGAGAGUCAACCCUGGCUCAUGGCUGAACCUGCACUACAGGAAUCGUUAUCACCCAGCAGGAACGGAUUGCACAUGAACAGCCGAUCGCCAGCUGAUGGCUGCUCUGCUGAUGAUGUUGAAGAAGGCCUCGUGCAACUGCAAAACCUGCAGGUCUCGCUGGCAUCCUUUGCCAUGGCCGUCCCUCCACCCUCACUGGACGAUUACAACUACUUGUCUUGGGAUACGCAGCCAUCCCAGCCGGUAGAGAUCGAUGAGAGUGAGGUGGAAGAAGAUGUCUCAGGGAAGAGACCGUCUAGAUGGUCAGAUCAGGGAUAUAGUUCUAGAGACUCUAGGGAGGAGCCUCCUCCAUCCUCUCUUGCAGCUUUGGCCAAAUUACAAGAGGUUCUAUUCAUUAAUAGCCCCAUCUCGUCUGGCUUUGGGACAGAGACAAUUGAAAGUUAAAGGUAUCCGUGGACUGUUGGCUUAUCUAGGACACAGUUUUGUGUUCCAACAGGAAAUUGUGUUCCAACAGGAACACAACUUUUGACCCUUGUAUUUGAGCACAUUGGUAUGCCUUCUGAAGUAUUUUGUAAAGUAAACAGAGCAUCUUUCCAAACUAGCUUUAUCUAUGUUUGAGGUAUAAAGACUGUUUUAUAGUAAGCGCACGGGAGGCACAACGAUACAUUCAGCUCGGGCCACUACCUCUGGAAUUCAGGGUUCGAAUACACAGCUGUGCUAUUGGCUGGUCAGGCGUCUACAUAUAGACAUGAAUGGCUAUGUCUGAGAGAAGCCAAAGCCACACAAUUGAUUGAUGUCUUGUCUAGAGUGUGUUGCUGCAUUGUGCAUAGUGAUUGCAGGAUACUAGGACCCACUGCAACCCUGACCAGAGCAAAGCAUUGGUAAAACAUAAAUAUAACAUAAAAUGACAUAUUUUUCAACAUUACCACAUUUGUUAUUUUUUAGUUUUAGUAUUAAUUAGAGCAUUAAAACAGAAGAAAAUGGAAUGGUUACAUUAUUCAGUUAUAUUUAGUUUGUAAGAAUUCCCAGGCAUGGCAAAAAUUGUAAUAUAUAGUUUUGUAUAUAUAUUUGUUUAAAAAUUUCAAAAUGUA